AAAUCAGUCAACAGUACGUUUUUGACGGCAGUCAUGAAUUUUUGGCUUUGGAUCUGCUGCUUCUCCCUCAUAUUCAAGUGUAUGAGGAGCGAAGACCGAAACUUUCGGGUUAUAAUUGACCAAGUUAACAUAACUCAUCUUGACCGCGAUGUGUACGAGCAAUUCGAUUGCGAGGUGUACGAGGUGAACAAUCGCACCCACAUGGACUCGAGUCACACUUUUACCCGGGUCGUAGAUGAAGUUACUGUGCACGCUGCUCUGGAUUUUUACAAGCUCAACAGCAAGCAGAGGAUGAAACUGUACGAUGUCGAGUUCGACGGAUGCUAUAUUCUGGAACAUGCCAACAAAAACCGACUGUUCAACGUGUACGUAAAGAAUUUGAAAAAGCACUCGAAUCGGAAAUUUCAGUGCCCCUUUAAGGCUCACGUAAGAUAUGAAGCGAAAAACCUGUCGAUGGAUGAGCAGGAUUUCCCCUCCUUUGUACCACUUGGAAAAUUCCGAUCCAUGAUCGAGUACAUAAUGAAUAAGAAACUGAGGGCAAGGGUCAUUGCAACCGGAAAAAUUAUCCCAUUUGCAACGGAUCCGUUUAAGGUCAUUACAUAAUGGAUUUUAAAUAAACCACUGACUUGGCUGCAUUUGCUAAGUUAAAAUUGGGCAUUGGUAAAGAGGUUAAUUUUUAAAAUUAUAUAUAUAUAACUCUUGAAAAUAUUGGUUAAUUGGUUCAAAAAGGCUUUGCAACUUGCUAC
Drosophila biarmipes is the source of this 746-nucleotide messenger RNA. RefSeq lists its product as uncharacterized. The transcript has 2 exons. The record is from RefSeq and is a predicted model, not a curated record. NCBI's taxonomy places the organism in Eukaryota, Metazoa, Arthropoda, Insecta, Diptera, Drosophilidae. The coding region runs from base 34 to 603 and encodes 189 amino acids.